This is a messenger RNA of Dunckerocampus dactyliophorus (ringed pipefish), 2820 nucleotides long. RefSeq names its product 24-dehydrocholesterol reductase (gene dhcr24). Gene Ontology annotation, molecular function: FAD binding; Delta24(24-1) sterol reductase activity. Gene Ontology annotation, biological process: steroid metabolic process. NCBI's taxonomy places the organism in Eukaryota, Metazoa, Chordata, Actinopteri, Syngnathiformes, Syngnathidae. The coding region runs from base 614 to 2164 and encodes 516 amino acids. Gene Ontology annotation, cellular component: cytoplasm; membrane. The transcript has 9 exons. The record is from RefSeq and is a predicted model, not a curated record.
AGAAACUUCCAGCAGAACCAAGGCUCUGUGGGUGGCUGUCUGCCUCAACCAGUUGAGUUGAGAUAGAGAAAAAAAUGAGAACACCAUGGUAGUUAUUUUUUCACAUAAAUCAUAACUUUACUUAUGUUGCUUGUUUUCAUUUUCAAAUAUAUGCAAAUGUCUUUUUUGUUAUUAUGUGCAUUGCUAAUGUGUUUAUUUCUUAAGCAGCAGUGUGUCAAUUAGUUUUAAAAAACAUUGAUUUUGGACACAGCUAAGGAAAGAGGCUGAAUGGUGUGACAGAUUUCCUGAUUUUUGAUUGGUCAAAUCUAAGGAAGCCAGCAAAACAACAAGUCACCCCUCUCACAAGGUCCACCAAUCAGAGUGACGUAUUUUGCAGCUGCUCCCGCCUCUUCAGCUGUAUCCCCCAAUGGAUGUCUACCUUAAUGGUAACAACGAGUCCACCUAUCCCUGCUCACCUAUCAGGAGGAAGAGGUGAUCGGCGGUCGCUUUUUGGCAUUUUAAGUAACCCAAUGCAGACCCUUCACGCUUGUCUGUGGAAUUGUGACAACUCCGUGUGUUUGACGUUUGCUUCGUGUGUCAAAUAGAUAGUUAUAGAUUUAUCCUUAAAAUACAGAUGGAGACGCUGCUCUAUGUGGCCUCCGUGGCUCUGUUGUUGGCGUUUUGGAUCAAAAUGAAAGGUGUCGACUACGUGCUGAUACACCAGCGUUGGAUUUUUGUUUGUUUGUUCCUGUUGCCUCUCUCUGUGGUCUUUGACGUGUACUUCUACCUAAGAGCAUGGAUCAUCUUCAAGAUGUGCUCGGCGCCCAAAAUGCACGAGCAGCGCGUACGGGACAUCCAGCGACAGGUGCGUGAGUGGAGGAAGGAGGGCGGCAAGAGCUUCAUGUGCACGGGUCGACCCGGCUGGCUCACUGUGUCUCUGCGAGUGGGCAAAUACAAGAAAACACACAAGAACAUCACUAUCAAUAUGAUGGACAUUCUGGAGGUGGACACUAACAAGCAGGUGGUGAGAGUGGAGCCCUUGGCCAAUAUGGGUCAGGUGACUGCCCUCCUCAACUCCAUUGGCUGGACCCUGCCAGUGCUCCCCGAGCUGGAUGACCUGACCGUAGGUGGUUUGGUGAUGGGCACCGGCAUCGAGUCGUCCUCUCAUAUUUAUGGCCUCUUUCAGCACAUCUGCGUGGCCUUUGAGCUGGUGUUGGCUGAUGGCAGCUUUGUGCGCUGCACUGAGGAGGAGAACUCGGACCUCUUCCAUGCUAUCCCGUGGUCUUGCGGCACUCUAGGCUUCCUGGUGGCGGCUGAGAUCAAAAUCGUGCCGGCUAAACCUUGGGUCAAGCUGCACUAUGAGCCGGUGCGAGGCCUGGAGAACAUCUGCCGUCGCUUUUCCGAGGCAUCCCAGAACAAAAAGAACACGUUUGUCGAGGGCAUCCAGUACUCCCUCGACUCUGCCGUCAUUAUGACGGGAAGCAUGAGCGAGCACGCCGAGCCAGAUAAGAUCAACAGAAUCGGCCUGCAUUUUAAACCGUGGUUCUUCAAACACGUGGAGGGCUACCUGACAGGUGGCGAGGCCGGAGUGGAGUACAUCCCUCUGAGACAAUACUACCACAGACACACACGCAGCAUCUUUUGGGAGCUUCAGGAUAUCAUUCCCUUCGGCAACCACCCGGUGUUCCGCUGCCUCUUUGGGUGGAUGGUUCCUCCGAAGAUCUCCCUGUUGAAGCUAACGCAGGGAGAAACCAUCAGACGCCUUUAUGAGCAGCACCAUGUGGUCCAGGACAUGCUGGUACCCAUGAGGCACCUUUGCUCUGCCAUCAUGCGCUUUCACCAGGACAUUGAGGUUUACCCUCUUUGGCUGUGCCCGUUCCUCUUGCCACCUGGCAAAGGGAUGGUCCACCCGAAAGGUCAAGACGAGGAGUUGUACGUAGAUAUUGGUGCAUACGGCGAGCCUAAAGUCAAACACUUUGAGGCGACAGCGUCGACGAGGCAGCUGGAGAAGUUUGUUCGAGAAGUGCACGGGUUCCAGAUGCUGUAUGCAGACGUCUACAUGGACCGGGAUGAGUUUUGGGAGAUGUUUGACGGCAAACUGUAUCACAAACUGAGACAGGAGCUUGGCUGCAAGGAGGCCUUUCCGGAAGUUUAUGACAAAAUCUGUAAGGCUGCCAGACACUGAUCCACAACCACACUUCCUGUCUCAGCAGCAGCAGUUGUAUCAUGUUUACACCAAGCAAACUGUUUUUGAAAAAAUGUGUCUUAAUGUUUCCUAAUAGAAAACAAAGUUCUCUAAUUGCUUGAUAGUCUUUUUGAUGAUUUGUAGUACAGGUGUCCCUUUUUUUCGCAGCUUCACUCUAUCACACUUUUUCAAAAAUCUAUGAUUUCAUAAAUCAUGCUGUUUGAAUAUGGCCUAUUCAUAUGCCACUUAAUCCUAUUAGGGCAUGCUGGAGCUUAUCCCAGCUGACUUUGAGCGAGAGGCAGGGUACAUACAACCUGGACUGGUCACCAGCCAAUCGCAGGCUGGUUUUGACUGAUUUUGACUUUAUGAUUGUAAUAUUAUAACUUUUACCUAACCUAAUUUUCCUAAAAUUGCAACUUUAUUCUUUCGACUCCUCUUUUUUCCCCAAUUUUACAGUUUUUUUUUUUUUUUUUUUUUUACAAUUUUUUGUGUGUGUGUGCCAAUAAAAAAAACAGCCCCGUGCUGCCUUUUGGAUACCUUUUGUAUUAAACUCAUGGCUGUCAAGUAACUUAAAAAAUGUUACUUUUUUUUUUUUGCAAAUAUACACAAAUGUUUGAAAAGAUGGCCACUUUUAAUAAAAUGAUGACUGCUUGUAA